CACGACCUUCCAUCGCUGCUCGCGGACAGCGGCUUCCAUGCACGGUUGCUCGCUCAUCAGCACGGCGCUGCAGCAUCGCAACCCUGAUCUGCCCAACAGCGCAUGGAGCCCCCCCGUGACAGCGUGGCUGAGCCGCCCCCACCAUGCAAGUACAGUGCCCAAGGCAGUCUUCAACUUCGGCCGCCGCCCCGCGCUCAGUUGGCCUCCCUGCCUGCCCUGGCGCCGUGCCUUUUCCGCGACGACGUCGACUCGACGGCUCCUCCUCGACCCCCUCCAUGUUUCUUCAAAGGUGUUGCUGACGCCCCAGGCCGCGACGGCCCCUGCGGCGGCGGCCAUGGCCGAGGCGCACUCGGUCAGCAUCUGCUUUUGCCAGAGGGGCGCUCGAGGCAGACAGGCAACGUCGCAGACACGCCGACGUCCGCAAACAGUCGAUGCUUGCUUGCUUGCCCGCCUGCACGCCGUAGUAAGGCGAGGAGUGGGAGCAAGUGUUCCGCCGACUGCACGCACGCCUUGCCACACUCGACAGGACUUCUUGCAUGCACCACCCCUGGCCGGGGGCCAUUGACAACUACAACUGUAUUCUCACCACCGACUUCCAUCUACGUUGGACAGUCGUUGCUUGCGAGCGCCCACGCAGUCCCCUGGCUGGUUGCCCCUGCAGGUGGUGGAAGAGCUUCAGCCACCUCUUGUCCGGCCUUGUCCGGAGCCUCGUCGUCAAGCGCGACCCCCGGCCCAUGGCCACAGCCCCCGCUUGUGCGCAUGGCAGACAUGGAGGCGGCGUCCGAUUCCGUCCCGGUGUGCCUCCAUCUCUUUUCUCCCUUGGGCCCAGGCAUCAUCAUUGUCGCCAGACUGAGGGCCAAGGGCUGACCUCACUUGUCCUGCACUCCGCUAUGCAGGGCGGCGGCGAUCCGGUCGGCUGCGCCAUGCGACCGCGCUGCCUUGUCAUGCCCCGGUCCUGUCAAGGUUUCGUCUACUCUCAGUUAGUACGUUGUCGGAGCCAGACAGACAGGUCCCAACAUGGCCCGACACGGCACCGCGUUCGGCAGCGCGGAUCCCAGCCCGUUUCUCUGUGCGGCCCCCCAGGAGUCAGACUGCUUCCACAGUGAUAUCGGCUUUUCAUGUGUUGAUGUUCACAGCCUCAAUUCUCCAAUGGGCGGAUACUGUUCACCCACACUGAUACCGCCCCCCCGGCUCACGUGCCGAGUCUAUUUCUGUCCACUUACCUUGCUCAAGGUGCCAGAGCUCAAGUAAUGGCAUUGCUCUUGUUGCUCUCGCCUGGCUACCAAGCCACGGGCGUGUGGCCGUGUGGUCGUUGGCUGCAGCCUUGGUCGUGCGAACCCGACAUGGAUCCAACGACGUCGCCGGCGCCCAUCAACUGCCGGCUCUGGCCCAGUGAUGAACCGUCGUGACGUUCCGUCCGCUCUCGCCGGACUCCAACGUCUUGUUGACGGUCCGUCCGCCCACUCUUUUCUCCCUCGCGGGCUAUAACCAACACCUUUCGGACUGUCCUGCACCUGUGUUCAAAUAUUUGCAUGCCAAGCUGCUCCUGGCCUCGGCCCUGGUGUCACUUGUCUGCCUUGGUUAGCAGUCCAAGACUUUCCUGUCCUAGCCACGUUGACGACUGCAUACACAAAACGUGCCGUAUAAAUCGUGGCCCUCGCCCUGAGCUUGUCUAAUUGUCCCUUGCCUUGCUCAAAUAACCCCAAUGUCUCCACCGGUCUCUGAGCUCAGCAAUCUCUCUCUCUCGGAGAUGCCUCCAACAACCCGCGCCCAGGCUAGGGUGGCAACUCGAGCAACCCCCAGCAACCGCCUGAGCGAAUCCGCUUCCAGCUCCGACGCAGAGAGCGACGGCGACUACUCUGAAGACGACGACGACUAUGACGACACUGCUGCAUUCACAAAGUCUCCAACUAACCUAAUCUACAACCUGGACGAACUUCCGGAGCAGAGUCGUCACUUUGUUCGUGACGUUUUCAGAGAGCCUCCAAAGAUAGCUUUGCAACGCUGCCGCAGAAUCGACAACACCUACGCCUUCCAAAUGACUGAGCUCGUGACCAGAUCGAUCAGGAUCCGGCCUCGCGGCAGUAGUGGCGGCCCACCCGAUCUGACUUGCACAUGUGGCGAAGAGCAGACGCCGUGCAAGCACCUCAUUUGGCUUAUGGACCAAGUAUUCAAGCAGAUAUCGUACGACCACGCCUCCAAGACACCCUUGACAAUGACCACGGCAGGCUACGCUGAGGAGAUGGGCGACCCCUUCCAAGCCAUCGCAGAUUGCCAUCUCGACGUGCUGGCUGAUGCGCUGCACUGCCCGGUUGUUGAUCCAGACGUGGAUGAUCAGGUGGACGCACACCGUGCUAUCGAGUCUCGCGAGCUCCUCUCGUCUGUGUACGAGGUCGAGCCGGAGGACUUUCGGCCGGAUAUCUUCACGCACCCGAGACCUGGACGGAGCGUGUUGAAAAGGCAUGACCUCGACUGUACCAUCUUCAGGAUGCUCCUCGAUAACCACCCGUUCUUCGAAUACUUUCUCUCGCUGUCUCACCCGACGGACCAUAUUAAUGAUCCGUUUCGCAAGAUUCAUCAACGAGUAGACCGUGUUCUGCACAAAUUGGACACCAGGACCGCCGCCUGUUCUACGUCAUGCUCAGAGGAAUCUUCCACAGACGUCGCUUGGGCAGCGCGACAUCUCGUCGGGAGUGUCAAGCUCAUCAACACAGCAAUAUAUACUCGCGAUCGGCCGCUUGAGCCUCACGAAGCUCUCUCCGCCGCUCGUGCCCUCGUUCACGUCCUCGGGGCGGUUGUUGACCGUAACCACGAUGUCCGCCAGGGCGAGUCGCCGCGCCGCUCCCAAAACCUCUAUCAGUGUCUGAUCGGCGACCGCGAUACCGGCUUCGUUCUGGACGAGCUCAGUCUCCUUCCCGAGGCCGCGAGCCAGUUUCUGCACCGUCUCGACACCCUCCACGACCAGAUUGGCGUGCACGGUGCGCCCGCGUCGUACGUAGAGAAGCUCCGAACCUUGCUGUCCAGGCUGAGGACCUCGACGGCGGGCGCGAGUUUGAAAAGGGGCACGCAGGGGUCGCAAGGGACGCAGAGAGGGCCCAAACGGAUGAAGUGACCCGGACGUGGCAGAGCGAGAGGCUACACAACAAUCCCGCUAGGCUGCAUCGCUUUUUCUAUACCAAGAGGGAGGAGGAGGCCUGGGAGGGGCCAAGCUUCGAUAGGCACCCCUGCUUUGAUGCACGCGCCGGCCGUGUGCAGAUGCGAACGUCCAAGCGGCUUUCCCGUCGCUAAACAAGAAUUGCAAGAUACAACGGGCACAAGCAAUUCGCCGCCGCAUACCCCUGCACUCAUGAAUCACCGCAAAGUUAUACUUGAAAGCUCUCUCUGCUCGACAGGCAGAGCCGCUUGCAGGACAAGUGGCCGAGGUUCGUGGGGUUCGUGUCCUUUUCCAUAGAGUGGUGGAUCAUUCAAGGGUAGAAACAAC
Purpureocillium takamizusanense is the source of this 3481-nucleotide messenger RNA. RefSeq lists its product as uncharacterized. Gene Ontology annotation, molecular function: zinc ion binding. The transcript is spliced from 3 exons. Lineage: Eukaryota; Fungi; Ascomycota; Sordariomycetes; Hypocreales; Ophiocordycipitaceae. Bases 1706 to 3112 code for a protein of 468 amino acids. The record is from RefSeq and is a predicted model, not a curated record.